Molecule: messenger RNA, 7261 nt
Organism: Polyodon spathula (Mississippi paddlefish)
Lineage: Eukaryota; Metazoa; Chordata; Actinopteri; Acipenseriformes; Polyodontidae
Gene: fam193b
Product: family with sequence similarity 193 member B
Exons: 10
Coding region: 2491-5157 (888 amino acids)
Cellular component (GO): cytoplasm; nucleus
Source: RefSeq, a predicted model, not a curated record
UUACUCCCUUAUAGGAGCUGGUUAGACUGGGUGGCAGCAUGGUUUCGUGGGGUUAUUACUCCCUUAUAGGAGCUGGUUAGACUGAGUGGCAGCAUGGUUUCAUGGUUAGAGGGCAGGGAGGCAAGCAGGUCCAGUAGUAUCCUAAUCAUGUCACGGACAUAUGCUGUAAUGUACAAUGACUUUUCUUUGAAUAAAAUCUUAAUGAAAAAAAAAAAAUCUAAUCUCAAAACCUGCUGCUCUUGAUUCCCAGUAUGCGUGAAACCACCAUUCCUGUCAGUUUGGAACUAUGUGAAACAUAUAUGUCAACAUGACCUAAGGGAACCCACUAUAUUUACCAAUCUGUAUCAGGGCAAAGGCACAUUUUCUGAACGGAAUCUAAACAUUUUAAAAGUUAUUUGAAUAACCUGCAUCUAGAAACAGGUAUAAAUCCAGCUGCAUGUCAACAACUCUGACAGGUCAUAGUGACGGCACACUGGGCCAUAUUUUCAAAGUGUUUACUAAAGACUUUAAUUAGCUCUUGUUUUUAUUUAUUUAAAAAGGUAAAAACGCCGAUUCAUUUUAUGAAACUAGAACCAAAAUUACCAAAUAAUAUAACCUGUGUUGUCAUCAGCACUCUCAAUACGUUUAUGCUUUUGAAACUAACUUCCUUUCUUCUCAAUUCACAAAACAGCAUUAAAGAAUGGAGGAAGGGCAUUGAGAAUACAGGCAUUAUGUAGAUGUGGGUUUCUUUUCAUAGCCAGGAAUAUAUGCCAUGAAGCAGCUCCACCUGCGCAGGCUCAGUGUCCACCAGCACCUUUAACUGAACGCUAAUGUUUGACACUGGACUGGAAAUGGAAGUCAGGACUCCCUGCUUAUUAAAUAAAUACAAGCUUCCACCGUGAUCCCUCUUCACGUUAAAAAAGGAUUCCAGGGUAACUAUUGACUAAAUUAUUUCAAAAUGUACCUUUAUGGACACACUCUUCUUCAUCGCAAAACAGGCCUUGCUAACAUUGUGCCUUCCAGACUGACGUGAUAUUUUCAAUACCCAUUCAAGUCAAUGCCCAUUUGAAACACGCAAAAAACCUAUUUUUAAAACUCUUUGUGGAACCUGUGCCUGGAGGAUUCCCACCCCACCCCACAUGUAAUCGCUGUUGCUUCUGUGCAACUUGACCUCUGACCUCUGUCAGAAUUCUGUCUCUACUGAUUGGAUCCUUGCUUGAUGUGCUGCUUACUAGACUGGCUAACUAGGGGACUGAAAGUGAAACCACACAUUAUACCAAAGAUCAAAGAAUCAACUAAGCAUGAGGUCAACAAACCUUGCUUGCACAUGGGUUAUGCAGAUUUAAUGAAGUGGCCUUUUUAAUGUAAAAUCUAGACCAAGCUCACAGUAAUGUGCAACACAUCCAGGUUUCAAAUCAUGACGGCUACUUUUUCCGCUACAAUUGUCAAACUUGUUUUUUGCAUGCCUGACAUGGCCUAGUGCCCAGUGGACCCACAACAGAGGCCAAGUUACUCAUUUACCCUUUUUGUCCGAUAACAAUUACUCCAAAAAUACACCUGGGACUAUGUAAAGGAAAGUGGCCACCAAGCCCAGCCUUUCACGACUUUAACCAAGAACUCAGAGAGUAAGGCAAACAGAAGGUUUCAGAAUUGUAGUGCUGUUAGGUUAACCCUGCAGUGUUUGACCACAAUUAGGUCCAUUUCACAAUAAAAUACAGGCUGGUUCCAUAAACUCUCUUUAGUUUCCCCAUACUCGCCCCUCUUUGCAUUCUACUUUUUCAGAAAGCAGAAGGAUUUGCUUACAUCCUCCAACGGCAGUUAUAUCUUCUUCCUUCUUUUGAAGCCUGCUUGCCUCAAGGCUUAUCCAAACAGGCUGCUCCUGCUACCACUCGCAGGAGGUUUUGCAUUUCACCGUCAUGCAAAAGACAAAACCAAAAUUAAAACUAGCUGCACCAUGACUCGUUACAUAUUUCACAAGGGUGCUGAAGAAAUAUCAUGUAUGUUGGUGUUUUUGCUGUCGAAAGCUAUACUGGAUAUCAGCAUGGUCUUCGAAGGUACGCCUAACAUGCAUGACCAUGUGAUAGCAUUACUAUGACCAAAGACCACAACGACUGGCCAGCAUGAAGUGGUCAGUCAACAGACAUCACAGGUCGGCUGAUCACCUGGACCAGAGACCAAGCUCAAGCAGGUGGAGAUCUCUUUUACUUGCAUGGUCCUGCCUAUCCUUGGGAGGAGUCAGCAGCAAUUCAAUUUGAUGUGAUUAAAUAAAACUGAGCCUGCAACUCUGCUUUAGACUGCUGUAAGAGGAAAAAUCAGUCACAUGAUACUGGAUACCGUGAUGCUGUGGGGCUCAAACUGAAUCACGUCUCGUUAUGACUCAACCAGACUGGAAAUCACACCCAAAGAGGCGGAUAAGAGUUACAACAUAACACACUUCAGCCAGCAAACCUAUCAGGAACUUCGGCAGAACUGAACAAGCCGCUGCCCAUCGGCGCAGCCUCUGCCCAGUCCAUGCACACCUGCUGCCUGCUGUGCCACCGCGAGCGCCAGGAGUGGGGCACGAGCCCCGCCAACGGGCUGCCUGGCUCGGGAGUGGUGCCAGCGCUCUCGCAGGCCCUGUUGGGAGAGGAGCAAGCUGGCAGGAAGGUGCCGGAUGCCAUGCCGUCGCUGUCUCAGAGCCUGCUGGGAGAGGUGCCCCUGUGGAUCUGCCAGAGCUGCCGGAAGAGUGUGGAAGAUGAGGAGAGAAGGGCAGCGCAGGAGCAGGCUCUUGCAGUGUCCCUUUCACACUCCUCCUGCAAGACACAGAGCUGUGGGAACGGAUAUCCGGAUCACGGCAGCUCUGUGGACUGGGACCCCAGCUCCUUCCUGUCUGCCCACAAGCUCUCGGGGCUGUGGAACUCAGCACACACGAAUGGGGGAGUGCACUGUAACCACACCGCUGCCUCACACACACAGCAGGGCGGUAUGGCGGGACCAACCUGCCACGAAAAAAGACCUUCACACGAGGCUCCAGGCAAAGCUGCAAAGCCUGCUGGGACCAAGGUGUGUCCUUACAGUCACCCAGCGUCCCAGAAUUCCAGUGGGGCGGCCCCCGGCUCUCCCCUCUCUACCUCCUCUGAUCUGUGCAAGACCACCCCCAAGCACUUCAAGACCAUGUGCCGGAGACCCACGCCUCCAGGCGAAGCCUUCCACUCAUCGGAGCACCAUCAGCACUCGGACCUAGCAGUGCCGCCCAACAGUCCCACGGGGCUCUCUUCACAGCAUUCCUCUCUGCUGCCGCCCAGACAGGCGCCCAGCCAGCAUGUGCAUGCGACCUCAUCUGGCUCGGGGUCGGCCACACAUGCUCCUUUAUACCCUCUGGUACCAAACCUUCACGUGCCAGUAUCCAAGGUAGCGGCUGGGCCGGACAGCCCCGCCUCUUUACACAAGCCGGGGGCGUGCAAGAACGCUCACGUUCCAUCGGCCAACACACCACACGCCAAAAUGGCAGCACCCCCUACUGGAUGCAGUCAUCCCUGCAAUGGGCACAGCAGUGGUACCGGUGCAUCUCCCAGCGUGGCACAUCUACCCUCUGGAGGCUGCAGGGACCAGGCAUGCAAAGGGCACAAGCCGGCGAACGGGAUGGCCUGCCACCCACCCUGUGAGCUGGAGGACGGGCUCUGCGAGGACGAGGACAGCAGCUCCGAGAGAAGCUCCUGUGCAUCGUCCUCCACCAAUCAGAAGGACGGGAAGUACUGCGACUGCUGCUACUGCGAGUUUUUCGGACACAAUGCGCCCCCUGCUGCCCCAACGAGCCGGAACUACGCCGAGAUCCGAGAGAAACUGCGCUCGCGGCUCACCCGGCGCAAAGAGGAGGUGCCGCAGCAGCCGGACUCGGACCCGGCCGAGCUCAGUGCCAUCGACCACAGAGACGUCAAUGAGCUGCUGGACUUCAUCAACAGCAAUGAGCCCAAACCCGUCAACAGUGCCAAGGCUGCCAAGCGUGCCCGCCACAAACAGAAGAAGAAGGAGAUGGAGAAGGUUCAGCAGUGCAGUGUGGAGCCCCCGAGGCCUGACCGGUGCUCCUCUCCCCCAGGGCAGCAGGCAGUGGGGGCUGUGAUGGGGGAGAGCGGCCGGCUGCUGGAGUGGCCUCAGCUGGAGCUGGAGCGGGUGAACACCUUCCUGACGAGCCGGCUGGAGGAGAUCAAGAACACCAUCAAGGACUCAAUCCGCGCCUCCUUCAGCAUGUACGACCUCAACCUGGACGUCAACGACUUCCCCAAGAAAGCCGCCACCCUGGAGAGCAACCGCCUGCUGUCGCACCUCAACGGCACCUCCGAGCUGCAGCAGAUUGACUUGGACCUGUCUCCGCUGACCCUGGGCAGUCUGAAGAACCACCUGGUGAACGGCAGGGAGGAGCUAGGCUCAGCGGACAGCUCCGCAGCCAACGCCACGCCCAGCCUGUCUAAACUGAUCCAGGUGCGCUCGUCGGAGAGGAAUGGGAGUGCCAACACCGGCACCUCCCCGGCACAACCACUGGGCACCGCCACCAAGGAGGAUUGCCCAGACCCCAAGGAUACAGCAGCUGCAGGAGCUGGCAAUGGCAAGCUGAGGAAAGGCAAGAAGCAGCAGCAGCAGCAGUCCAAGACCCCCAAGCCUGAACCCCAGAAAACAAAGGAGACGCAAUUCAGGGUAUCGGGGUCCGGAAGUAGCUCCAAAGCGACCUCAAAACUAUCGGCCCAAUCCCUGCCUGUGGUGGUGGAGCCCCACAAGAGCCAGGUGGUCCAAAGCAGGAGGCCUGAAGAAAGCAAGGGGAACCGGCAGGGUCAGAACGGGGUUAUUGAUGCAGGCAGCUGCAGGCAGCUAGAGAGGAACAGCGGAGGGCCCCAGGAUAUGAGAAGUGGCCCCAGAAUGGAGCUUGAACCCGAGACAAGGGCCCACACCCCCGCAUCUACAGGCUACCAGCAGCCCAAGGGAAAGAGCAAAAAGAACAAGAACAAGGCGGACAAGUCCAGCAGUUCCGUCGAUGAUGUGUUUCUCCCCAAAGAUCUGGAUGGGACUGAAAUGGAUGAAAUUGACCGGGAGGUGGAAUACUUCAAGAGGUUUUGUCUGGAUUCUGCCAAACAAACACGACAGAAAGUGGCGGUGAACUGGUCCAACUUCAGCCUGAAGAAGGUUCCUUCAAAUGCAGCUCAGUGAGGUGGAGGUUUGGCGAGCAGAGAGAGCCCAGGAUUCGCACCCUCCACAGUAUCCCAACAUGACAGUCUGAUUGAAGACAGAUCUGCCGCCGGCACUUACUGCACAGUGGACAAGAGCAGCUCCAACCCUCCUCUUCCUCCUCCUCCUCCUGUAGAAACAUGCAACCCAGCUGCUUCAGCUCCUAAUCACUUGAGUUACUCCACUACCCCCUAACCCCAGGGUUUUAUCAGUUCAUAUUCAAACUCGAGCGACGCUUCCUGUCAGUGCAGGCUGCUCCUCGGUCAGGACUGGAUUGACUGACCGGCACUAGAUGCCUGCUUCUACUGUUGUAUUGUCCUACCUGUCUAGGAGUUUGUAGCACAGGGAUGCAGGGUCUUAGUGCACUAGGUGUAGCAGGGCCGUCGUUCUAAAGCAAAUGCAAGGGUAUGUUUUCAGAAAGGCAUGAAAUCCUUUUCAUAGUAUCCACCUGACAUGAAACCGAGCCUCUGCAAGUUGUUUCUUGAUUGCUUCUAUACCUUUGCAAAUGUUUUAUUCCUUUCAGAAAACGUGUUGUGCGCUUUCUUAAAAAAAAAAAAGAGCCUGUACUGUGUUUUUUUUUUUUAAUUAAACUUUUUUUUUUUUGUUUUUAUUUUAUUAAAAAAAAAAGAGUUUUUUAUUGCCGGUGUCGGCACUUUUACGAAUCGGAAAGCAAAAUGUGCUGAUUCUAAUUCAGCAUUCAGGCUGGGAAAAUAAUUAAUAUCCAUGGUUAUUAAAAAGAAAAAUAAUAAUAUUGUUGAAAAGGCAGUAAAAACUGUGAUAAUGAUGAUAUGACCCUUUUUUAAAAAAAUGAAUUAAUAAAUAAAUAUAAGAUAAGACCCUUUCCUCGCCUGUAACCAUAAACAGUAUUUGUGUUGCUGGUAUUGUCUAUUAAAGAUUAGUCUCUAAAAGUCAGCGCCAUCUGCUGGUUACAUUGAGGUACUUCAAACCCUUUGUUGAGCCAGACGGAACAAAGUUCUUAAGGGUCUCCGUAUUUAGAAACUUGUAUACAAAUAUAAGUGGAAAUGGCUAUUUGUGCCAGACUGUUAGUGAUCAAGUUUCUAUUAAUUAGUGUUGUGCACAUUUUUUUUUUAUAUAGUUUGCUUUUGUUGUGCUUGUCCAUUGCACAAUCUCACAAUCAAACAUGGCAAACCAAAAAUGUGACAUUAUUCACAACACUAAUUUAAAAACUUAGAAAUAAUAAUAAUAAUAAUAAUAAUAAUAAUAAUAAUAAUAUAAUAAUAAUAAUAAUAAUAAUAAUAAUAAAACAAAAGUACAUUUAAAUCAUUGCGGAACAAAACAUGGAAUAAUUUUUAUUCUAAACAAUUUCAGAAUUGAGAAUUAAAACUUUUUUUUUUUUUCCUGAUCUGAUUAGUGGAAUUUAAGCCUAUAAUAUGCAUUGUUGCUGUACAGCCCACUCAAUUACAGUGUUCUGGGCUCUUGUCUGAGUGUGCUGUACAACCCUGUAAUCGUCUCAUAUUUCAGUUUUGUACUUAAGUACAGGGAUGCAACUAAAUGUUUCCAAUGCAACCCACAGUAGCCUCAUGAACUUUUGUACGAAGCUUCAAUGCACUUGCUGUGCUGUAUCCUCCCGUACAGGAGCGUCCAGCCCUCCUUUCUAGCACAGCUGUGUAGAUUUAGCACUGACAGUACUCUCCUUUUACCGUACUGCUUUCAUCCAGUGUUUCUUACUGGGGGACCGAAUCCCUGCAAUGUCAUGUGGGGUAACAAGACUCGCAGAUGUGCUGCUGCUGCAGCCACUGCUCCUUUCUCUGUUGUAGCUGGGUGCUCUCUCUGGGCCACUGGCUAGGUUAUAUGGGGUAUUUCACAAUGUUUUCUGAUUCUGACAUGAAUUUUUUUUAUUUUUUUUAUUUUGUGUGUGUUUCAUAUCUUACAAGAUCUCUGGUGCUGUCCAGGUUAUAUUAAACUACGAGACAAUAUCUUACAAGUUUGGAAUGUAGAUUUAUACUGUACCAUUAAGGGCCAAGUGUAUGUUGGCAUCUCCUUGUUUUUUUUAUUAUUAUUCACUUUUGAUACUGUGAAAGAAUCUUUCAUUCCGAAAGAUUUUAAAAAUACAGUUUUGACUAAA